Messenger RNA from Penicillium daleae, 738 nucleotides. RefSeq lists its product as uncharacterized. NCBI's taxonomy places the organism in Eukaryota, Fungi, Ascomycota, Eurotiomycetes, Eurotiales, Aspergillaceae. The transcript has 2 exons. Bases 1 to 738 code for a protein of 245 amino acids. The record is from RefSeq and is a predicted model, not a curated record.
AUGAUCGAGAAUAUACCAAUCCUCAUAUUCCUACUAAUCGUCCACCAACUCCAUUACCUCGCCCAAAGCCCCCUCCCACUCCAAAAACUUGCUUACGCACUCGGCAUGGUCCAGGUCGAGGAUUCCAAACGUCACCGCUCUGGCUUCGCCCGCACAACUUCUUCAUUCGAUGCAAAGCGCCGCGUUAACAUGAGUGGUAGACAGGAAGGCCAUGGUGGUAGCGGUGCUGGCGGUAUUGUGCGGAGGAGUCGUGACAGUGAUAGUCAACGUGAGAGUUGUUCGUCGAGUGAUGGUGAGAGUGUUGAGUCGCUUGAUGUAACGGGCAUGUUGUUGUCUCGAGACUCAUUGGAGAUGUUGGAAUCACCUGCUGGGUGUCUGGGUGAGGGUGAGGUAAUGGAGAUGAAACAGAGUGUUGAUGUAGAUUUGACGGAAAGUGUGUCUGUUGAGGAGAUGCAGAGUGAUCAUAUUGAAGUGUCACUACACGAGUCUGAUAAAGCCGUGAAGGAAUCACCGUGUAUUUCCACAAAUGUAUCACUGAGUGGUCCCGUGGAAAGAGGCUCGUUUGGGCCUGUCCAGCUAACCGAAGAACCCGAAAGCAAGUACGCAGAACUACCCCAUUAUGGUCCCAUUGAGGGGGAAGAAACUCCCCAGAGCCCUUCUGAGGAACCAUCAGGGCGUCAUUUCCUAACGGGAAUGAAGAAGGCAUUCCAAGAGGAAUCAUUGGAAGACCAGCACUAA